AUGUUCAGGCCCGCGGCAGGGGGCGGGGUCGCUCCUCCUCCUCUGCUCUGGUUCCCGCGGAGCCUCCCGGACGCUGAGAUGGAAAGCCCAAGGCUGCUCCCGGCUACCGGGACGCGACAGAGCGGCGGUGCUGGCAUCCCUGCGGGCGGCAGCCGGGUCCACGGAGGCCCUGACCCGUGGGCUGGCCAGGUCCCCGCGCGCCGACUCGUGCUGCUCCGGGGCCUCCAAGAUGGCGGGCCCGAGAGGGAGUGCGAGGAGGCCCGCGCGGCCUCACAGGGCUCAGGCCCCAGCCCGUUGGCGCCCAGGCCAGAUUACGCUGGCGGCGGUGGCGACAGCGGCGACGGCGAUGACUUUUUCCUGGUGCUGCUGGACCCAGUGGGUGGUGAUGUGGAGACCUCGGAAGCCCGCCAGGCCUCAGGGCCUGUAGGAAGGGAGGAGGCCCAGUCUGGCCCACAGCUCCAGAAGGGUGAGAGUGGCGGGAACCCACUUGGGCGACCGGCGCUAGGCCCCCACUGCCAGUCUGCGGUCCCCGCCCCACCCCCGGCCCAAGCCCCAGCCCCGGUCCCCGCUCCAGGCCUGGGACCCGCCAUGGCCUUCGCGAGCACUAUCACCAUCCACAACCAAAACCUGCUUUUGCGCUUUGAGAAUGGUGUCCUCACCCUUGCCACGCCCCCGCCGCCAGCCUGGGAGCCUGGGGUCGCGCCUGCCCCUCAGCCCGGGGGUCUGAUGGCUCACCAAGCGGGGAUCCCACACGCAGCGCAGCCCAGCGACUGCCCCGAGCUGCCGCCCGACCUCCUGCUGGCCGAACCGGCUGAACCGGCGCCUGCCCCGGCGCCUGAGGAGGAGGCAGAGAGCCAGCUCGCAGCAGCCGAGAGCCCCCGCAGGCCGCUGGGCCCGGGCCCGGGGGUGGUGCUGUACCUGUGUCCCGAGGCCCAGUGCGGACAAACCUUUGCCAAGAAGCACCAGCUGAAGGUGCACCUGCUGACUCACAGCAGCAGCCAGGGCCAGCGGCCCUUCAAGUGCCCCCUGGGCGGCUGCGGCUGGACUUUCACCACCUCCUACAAGCUCAAGAGGCACCUGCAGUCUCACGACAAACUUCGGCCCUUUGGCUGCCCUGCGGAGGGCUGUGGCAAGAGCUUCACCACAGUGUAUAACCUUAAGGCACACAUGAAGGGCCAUGAGCAGGAGAACUCAUUCAAGUGCGAAGUGUGCGAGGAGAGCUUCCCUACACAGGCCAAACUCAGCGCCCACCAACGCAGCCAUUUCGAGCCCGAGAGGCCCUAUCAGUGCGCGUUUUCCGGCUGCAAGAAGACGUUUAUCACAGUGAGUGCCCUGUUUUCCCACAACCGUGCCCACUUCAGGGAACAGGAACUCUUCUCCUGCUCUUUUCCUGGAUGCAGCAAACAGUACGACAAGGCUUGUCGCCUGAAAAUUCACCUGCGGAGCCACACAGGUGAGAGACCUUUCCUUUGUGACUUUGACGGCUGUGGCUGGAACUUCACCAGCAUGUCCAAACUCUUAAGGCACAAAAGGAAGCACGAUGAUGACCGGAGGUUCAUGUGUCCUGUGGAAGGCUGUGGGAAAUCUUUCACGAGGGCCGAGCACCUGAAAGGCCACAGCAUAACCCACCUGGGCACAAAGCCUUUUGUGUGCCCUGUGGAAGGCUGCUGUGCCAGGUUCUCUGCUCGCAGUAGUCUCUACAUUCACUCCAAGAAACACUUGCAGGAUGUGGACACUUGGAAAAGCCGUUGCCCAGUCUCUACUUGUAAUAAACUUUUCACAUCCAAGCACAGCAUGAAGACCCACAUGGCCAAAAGGCACAACCUCAGCCAGGAUCUCUUAGCUCAGCUGGAAGCUGCAAAUUCUCUUACACCCAGCAGUGAACUUACCAGCCAGGGACAGAGUGAUCUCAAUGAUGCAGAGCUAGUGUCUCUCUUCUCUGAUGUGCCUGGCAGUAGUUCUGCUGCAGUGUUGGACACAGCACUGGUGAACUCUGGAAUCUUGACUAUUGAUGUGGCUUCUGUGAGUUCAACUCUGGCAGGGAACCUCCCUGCUAAUAAUAAUAAUUCCUUAGGGCAGGCUGUGGACCCUCGGACCUUGAUGGCCACCAGUGACCUUCCCCAAAGUCUGGAUACCUCUCUCUUUUUUGGAACAACAGCCUCUGGUUUUCAGCAGGGUCCCUUAGAUAUGGAUGAUGCCUCAAGUCUAAGUGUGGGGCCAUUGGCAUCUCUGGGCCCUUUGGCUAUGAAAAACUCGAGUCAAGAACCCCAAGCUUUGACGCCCAGCAGCAAGCUAACAGUGGACACAGAUGCUCUGACUCCUUCCAGCACCCUUUGUGAAAACAGUGUCUCAGAACUACUGACGCCAACCAAAGCAGAAUGGAAUGUACAUCCUGACUCUGACUUCUUUGGACAGGAGGAAGAAACCCAGUUUGGAUUUUCCAAUCCAGCAGGAAACCAUGGUUCUCAGAAAGAAACAGAUCUUAUCACAGUGACUGGCAGCUCAUUUUUGGUAUGAACUAUUAAUUCCUUGCCACAUGGCUUACUUUUGUUAAUUACACUCAAUUUUAAGGAUAUUCUGGACUAAAUGUUUAAAUGAAGCCCUUUCUAACAGAUUUGGAAAGGAACAAAUCCCGAGGCUAUAAGUUGGGAAAUUUAAAUUCUGAUCUUGACUCUGGAACUGACAAGUUGUGUGACCCUGAGCAAGUCACUUAACCAAUCUGAGCCUUAACUUGCUUAUUUAUAAAAUGAGGUGGUUUGAAUAGAUUAUUUCUAAGAUUUUUCAACUGUGUAUUUUCAUGAUUUUGUGCUCUUUCGAUUGCAUGUGCUUCUAAUGUAAUGAAAAUGCAUUGAGAGUUAAUGAUCAAAGAAUGUGAACUGGCAUUUAACUUUAAAAUUUCAAGGGAAAUUUUACAGAAUGUCAGAAUAUUUCUAAAAUCUAGUGAUAGAGCUUAAAAAAAGAAACCUAAAAAUAUGGGUUGGUUCUUUUUACCUCCUCACCCUUCUAGUUUCUUUUUCUCUCUUUUUCUUUCUUUCUUUCUUUCUUUCUUUCUCUCUCUUUUUUUUUGUGGAAGGUUAUGUUGUGGCAGAGCUUUGAUAAGACUCAGACCCAGAAAUUUUGACUUUGUGGUGUUGAGUAAGUGGCCUUAAGUCAUUUAGCAUCACUAAACCUCAGUUCCCUGCUGUAAAAUGGUCAUUGUAAUGUAUACCUACCUGAUAAUGCAUUUUAGACUUAUUUUUCUAUCCCAGGAGUUAGUUUUGGGGGGGAAAUGUUCUGUGUUUUGGCAUGCUUUGGUGAAUCUUUAUCACUUUUCCUGCCCCUCUAGUUCCUUCCUAAAAGAGAAAUUAGCAUAAUUCAAUGACAGGUGUGCAGGCAGUAAAGGUUUAUGAACAAUAAGAAGCAGGAAAUGGAAUAUCUUUCUUCCACAGAUUCAGAAGGAUUUUUCUCUAUACAAUUCUUAUGUAAUGUUGCCUCCAGGUCCAUUUGUCUGAAUUACAGUAUCUUUGCUCUGCAUUCAAAGCCAGCCCAUGGAGUGAAUAUAUAGAGCCUGUGAUUCCAAGAAAAUCUGGGAACAGAUCAGAGUGACAUUUUCUCCCUCUGUGUCCCAGAGAGCAGUUUGCUUGCCUUCUUCCUGAGUUGGAAUGAGAGGUUCAUUUGCAUUUUGAGUAAAUAUAAUCAGUCUUACAUGAGUAUAGCAUUUUAAAGUUUAUGCAGCACUUUCACAACUUAUAUUUGAGCCUCACAAUAUUGUGAGAUAGUUGGGACAAAGUUUUAACUAUAAUUCAUAUUAAAAUUUACCUAACUCACGUUGAAA
This is a messenger RNA of Prionailurus viverrinus (fishing cat), 3814 nucleotides long. RefSeq names its product zinc finger X-linked protein ZXDB-like. Lineage: Eukaryota; Metazoa; Chordata; Mammalia; Carnivora; Felidae. Gene Ontology annotation, molecular function: transcription coregulator activity. Gene Ontology annotation, cellular component: nucleus. The transcript has a single exon. The record is from RefSeq and is a predicted model, not a curated record. Bases 1 to 2517 code for a protein of 838 amino acids. Gene Ontology annotation, biological process: regulation of transcription by RNA polymerase II.